Molecule: messenger RNA, 2494 nt
Organism: Colletotrichum acutatum
Lineage: Eukaryota; Fungi; Ascomycota; Sordariomycetes; Glomerellales; Glomerellaceae
Exons: 3
Coding region: 305-2263 (652 amino acids)
Biological process (GO): regulation of transcription by RNA polymerase II; positive regulation of DNA-templated transcription, elongation
Cellular component (GO): cyclin/CDK positive transcription elongation factor complex; nucleus
Molecular function (GO): cyclin-dependent protein serine/threonine kinase activator activity
Source: RefSeq, a predicted model, not a curated record
AGCUUCGACAUCAAGCAGCUUCUUCGUCGAGCAGAUUCUUAUUUACCAGCUGAUUACAAGCUCACCUACACUCUCUUUUACUCUCCCCUCUCUGAACAUCAUGGCAAGUUAAUGUCCUACCAUCUCCGAGACAGCUUGCGGUUUCCUAUACUCGCUCGAGGACACUGGACAAUGACCUGUCUUUUUUUUUUCCGGGAUAUUGGCCCAUGUGAAGAAUCUUCGAAACUCCAUCCCCUGUCGGAAGAGCGCUUACUACUCACUUACAUAAAGAUGGAUGAUGAACUGACACGAUGAAUGAACACAGAUGAAGUUCCCCGGGAUUAUUCCUGCUGAGAUGACUACUCUUAACGGAUACUAUGUUCGUACCAAUUCUUCGAUCCCCGGAACCUCCGAGAUUAAGCAACUCGACUUCACGGUUGACGGUCAUCCCAAGUUGAUUCGAGUCUUGCAUCGACAAGACCGGUCCGUCGAACCGCCCCGCUUCCGGCUCCGAGUCGUGGAGCACCCCAACUGGGUGACACGGUCCGUGCGCAAAAGAAAGGUCGACUGGGACGCCGCGGUGGACGUAGGUCCAGCACCGUUCAACCACCCCACUGCGACUCUGCCGGACAUCUACAAGGCCGUUUUAGAAACCCUCGGACGCGAAAUCUCGGAGGCUACGCUGGAACAGAUCAACAACCUCCACAAAGACGACACCACCCUUGACCUGCCCCUCGAGGGAGACAAGGUCUGGUUCGAUGACUACAGCUGGAUCCAGCUUCCCAUCAACCGUUCUUCGUACCUAGCCAUCAGCCCAGACGACGACUCCUCCGGUGACUCUGGCGACUCUGGCACCGUAGGCGACAACGACUGCUACCUCGACUGCGAUUUCGAUUGUGGCGACGCUUUCGCGGACGAGAACGAGCAGACAUUGCAGGGUGACUCAGACACGGCUGGCAAAGAUUGCGACGACAACUACACAAUGGCUCCCUCUGGCCCCAAGGCGCAGAGCGUUGCGCAGAGUGCUGCUGCCACGAACAACUCGGCACCCGCCCCCGAGCCCGCGGCGGCCAAGGGUCCUCACCCUGGCCACAUGCAGGUGUCUUGCCAGUUCACGAGCGAGCAGAGAUUGAGACGCAUGCUGCGAGACAACAAGAGCGAUCCAGCUAGGGAGGAUAGCUACCGUCUUCAGGGAGUGCAGCUCAUCGAUAACGUCCGCACCAUGCUGCGCGUUCCUAUCAAGACGUUUGACACUGCUUGUGUCUACUUCCACUGGUUCAGACUCUCGUUCCGCGACGCUGAGUACAACUACUCAGAUGCUGCCAUGGCUUGUCUCUUCCUGGCCUGCAAGGUCGAGGACACCAUCAAGAAGUCUAGGGAGAUCCUGUGUGCGGCGUACAACAUUAAGAAUCCCGAGCACCCCACGACCCAGGACGACAAGAUGUUCGAGCAGCCCUCCAAGAUCAUCAUCGGCUUGGAGCGCCUGGUCCUCGAGACCGUCGGCUUCGACUUCCGCUGCCGCUACCCUCAGUCCGCUCUGCUCAAGGCAACCAAGAAGAUCUUGGGUCCUCAGUCCAAGACCGUCUUCGCUACCGCCAUGGAGAUGAGCGUCGACCUGUACAAGACCUUUGCCCCGGUCAAGCAGACCACCUACGCCCUGGCCCUAGGCCUUCUCGAGCUCAGCGCCCGCCUCCUCGGCCAAGGCGUCGACAAGGUAGAGAAGAUCAACUACGCCGACUUCCACACGACGCGCCAAAACGUCGUCGAGACGGUCCUCGACCUCCUCGACCUCUAUACCCAGCACGGCAAGUCCACCAAGCUCGGCGUCCAGUUCGACCUCAACAAGUUCAUCGAGGUCAAGAUCGUCAUCAACAGCGAGGUCGACAACACCCCCGGCCUCGUGCGCUACGCCCACUGGUGCACCAAUUGCGACGGCGGCGAGGACGAGAACCUCUCCAACGGCGUCUCCGUCCUCAAGAAUAUUUCCUUCUUUGGUAGCAACUCUGCUAAGCGCAACGGACGCAACCAGGACGGCACCAUGCGCUUCGUGUUUGACCCGGACCGCGCCCGCCAGGAGCGCAAGGAGGUCGAGGCUUACUACCGUGACGAGUAUGAAGAGUACGAGGUCGAGGUUGAGGUUCCCAUUGAGCCUGAGCAGCGCGGCGGCGGCAACAACAAUAACAACCAUAACCACCGCGAUAAGCGUCAUGAGGGCGGCGGUGGCGGUGGUUGGGGCGGUCGUCGUAACCACCAUGGUCGUGCCAAGGGCCGCGGUUACUACUGAGCUUGCUUGCUACCUCUAUCAUCGCCUUCAUCUUUGAAUUCGCUCUUCACCGCGCGGCGGUCACUACUUCUGUCGACGCUUACAUAGUACCCGCCAACGAACGAGGCUUUGCACAUCAAGUGUAUAUGGGAACGAAGGGAAACUUUGUCCGAUUAUUUGGCGUUGACGGUACUAAAAGAUACCCCAUGGGAAAAGAAUUUGGAAUGCUUUUUUUCUUUGUUUCCGGGAAGG